Molecule: messenger RNA, 2865 nt
Organism: Thamnophis sirtalis
Lineage: Eukaryota; Metazoa; Chordata; Lepidosauria; Squamata; Natricidae
Source: RefSeq, a predicted model, not a curated record
GAAACUCAUACAUCUCUUAUUUAUGGCUACUGCUUUUUCUGCAACUGUGCGUGUUUCAAGGCUCCAGAAACCUCACUUCAUAACAUCGCCUUAUCAUAAAGCUGAGCGGAAACACUCAUGGAAGAGCGUUGUAAAGAUUUCACUGGGAGUUUUGGCUUCGGGCUUCUCCGGAGCCUCAGGGCCAGUCUGCUGCGCCAUCUCAGACUUGCACAUACUGUACAGUACAUAAGAUGGGCGAAGACUUCUCUUUGGCGGCGUCGGCUUUCCCUGACGAUCGCAAGCUUCAGUAUGACGCAGAGUUCCUCCUUUGUCACGCCAAGAGCCCAGCGUUCAUUUCCAAGUCUGCGCAAUUCCUGCGUCGUUAGAAGACACGGCAGCUGCCGAAAACGUCGCCUCGCCAGGUUGGAAACUUUCGGUGGACGAUUUCAAGGUCUUCUAAAGGGGUGCGGCGGUUCUCGAGGACCACCGUAGCUCCUUCCUGCGUUUUACCGCGGACCAAGCCGGAAGAGGGGGAGAACCUGGAGGUCUUUCGCCCGGCUCUUCACGAAAAAAAGCCCACCUGCUCUCAAGUUGUAGCGCGGAGCAUCAGUCCGGCAGCCGGCUACGGAGCGGGGACGUCCUUCCACCUACGCCUUCGUCUCCCCUCCUGCGGCGGAGAGCGAAAGCGAAAGCCGGGUGUGGCUCCGCCCCGCUUGCUGCAGCUGGAGGGAACCGUCGAAGCUUCACAGGCUGCGGGCUGGGCGGCUCCAGGUCCGCGCUCCGGAUCUCCUCCCCCCCGCCCCUGGUCUUUCCCUUUGGCCUGCGAGAGGAUCGUCGCAGCAAGAAAGCGGAUCGCCCUCCCUUGAGCCAGCCUGGACAUGUGGAUGUUAUGCGUGUGGUGGGUGCUGCUGGGCACUCUGGGCACCGGUUCAGCCCAGCUGUUCUUUGAGAGUGUCCCAUUUCUUGAAAUAAACUACUGCAAUGGACCCCAUGUCAUCCUCCCUUGUGUGGUAACUAAUCUGAAAGACCAUGACAAAAAUUCAAUGUUUCUGUCAUGGCAAUAUCAAGGAAAUCAUUUUUUCAUUUAUGAUGGAGCUUCGGGUAACAUUAGCAAAAACAGUAGUUUCGAUACUGCAACUUUUCUCAACCGCUCGAUGGUACCCUACGGCAUUGCUUCACUUAAUAUAUCGACAAGCCAGGCUGCUCUUGGAAAUUAUACUUGUGAAGUAGUAGAAGGAAACAGAGAAGGAAAAACAAGAGUUGAACUGAUAACGAGUUCACCCUUCCUAAAUAAGUCAUCAGAAAUCGAACCUUGGUUUCAGCCUAUGGAGCGGUACUCUAUCAUUUCCAUCAUAAUAGUGAUUGUUAUUUUGUACUGGUGCCAGUUCGCUACAGUAGCUACAAAGUUUGACAUCCCAUUAAAAAAGAAAAUUGGCUUAAGUGUUACAGGAGUAUUACUAUCACUUUUAUCUGUGAUUGGUGCCAUUUAUUAUGCCAACGAUGGAUAUACAACAUUGACUAAAACUGGUAUUGGCCUCAUUGUCAUCCCUGCAAUCAUCGUAGUGCCUCUUUUAUACUUCCUGUUCACAUCAGAAUGCCAGCCGACAAAAGGAGCUGUUCUGAUUGCAGGCUUAGCAAUUAUUAGUGCUGUAGCAGCAAUUGGCUUAAUUUACAUUAUUAUUAUUGGUUGCAACUUGAAAGAUCAUCAGCCUCCAAGGAAAGCUGUUGAAGACUCACUUAAUGAUGCAAAAGGAGUAAUGUUAGAAUGAUGAUGCACUGGUUAUACAGUAAUUGAAUCCAAUUAUGGACAUGGAAACAAGUGGAGAGAGACUUUUGUUGAUACACCGUGGCCUUGAAGAUGCACUACUCAAAGAGAAAUAAAAUCAGGAAAUUAGUUGUUUUGCAUGUUUGGAAAAGUGCUGUAAUGGCUCACCUGAUGUAACUUUAUAGUCACAGCAGCUGUAGUAAUUUUAAAAGAGAAGUAAGUGUAUGCACGUGAGGUUCCCCCCUUUCCCUUCCUUACAGAUGGAUGAGAGCAAAAACCACAACACUCUUGGUCCACUUUCUCUUUAGUGCUGCACUUCUCAGAGGAUCUUGAAAAUGCUGUUUUGCAUAGAGACCAAACAUCACGAGGGACUACUUUUGGACAUCACAAUCUUGAUACAUUGGCUGUCGUCACCUCUGGGCCAGGGUUUUUGUUUGUUUGUUUUCAGUUUUGCUAAAGUGGGAAUUGCUCAAAGGUUCUCCUUUUCUUCCAGAAAAAUGUAUGUAUGUAUUUAUUUGCCAAUCCUCUUGCCCACACCUUAAAAAGUGAUGAACUCUAGCCCCACUUUUAAAAAAAAAGUUUAGCCAAGCCAGCACUGGAAUGUUUGAAAGUAUCUCAAGGUCACAGAAGAGAUUUCUAGGAGACCACUUAAACGAAUAUUUGUAAUGCAUGAUAGAUUGUAUGAUUUUCUUUCUUGAAUUUUUGUUCACUGUUCUCUAAAAACAACUGCAUUCUCAAUCUAUACUGUCAUGUGAAAAAGUAAGUACAUCCCAUGUAAAGUUUUCUCUAAGAUAUAUAUAUGGAAAUAUCAAUAUUUUUCUUAUUUAAAUAAUAUAUAAAGGUGACUUAAAUGAACUUUAAAAAGAAAAAAAAUGAUUUUGCAACCAUUUUUUCACCAGAAAAUUAAAAGAUGUGCCAUUUUCUUCUAUGAAAAAGAUUACGUACAUCUGUGGCUCUAAUACUGCACCUGGUAGAGCCCUUUGACAGAAACAACCUCAAUUUAACCUUUUUUUAAUCAAUCAUUUACUAUUGCCUGACAUUGCCUGGGUGUCAGGGUUCCAAAUAGCAUCCAAAAGUAAAUCAGAGUCCAAGACCAAUAAUUCCUCAAAGUUCCAAUUUAU